CUCCUCCUCCGCCAUCAUCCGCCGCCGUGCGGAGAGCAGGUGGUGGCAGAGACGCGGUGACGAGCAGCCCCGGCAGGGCGGGUAGACUGGAGGGCCGGGCGUCGGGGCCGCUGGACCUGGAGGUGGCGACCCCGACCUGACCUGACCCGGACCCUAAAUUGCUCCCCGCCCGGCCGAGCAGACGCGCGCGCUCGGGUCGCCCCACGCGGCGGUGCCGCCUAUUCACGUUUGCAGAUCUCCAGGGGAGCCCACCGUUGUGACCAACAUGGCCUCUGAAGACAUUGCCAAGUUGGCAGAGACACUGGCCAAAACCCAGGUGGCUGGGGGACAACUGAGUUUCAAGGGCAAGAGCCUCAAACUCAACACUGCAGAAGAUGCUAAAGAUGUGAUUAAAGAGAUUGAAGACUUUGAUGGCUUAGAGGCUCUACGUCUGGAGGGCAACACAGUGGGCGUCGAAGCAGCCAGGGUCAUUGCCAAGGCCUUAGAGAAGAAGUCGGAGUUGAAGCGGUGCCACUGGAGUGACAUGUUCACGGGGAGGCUGCGCUCCGAGAUCCCAGCAGCUCUGAUCUCUCUAGGGGAGGGACUCAUCACAGCAGGAGCCCAGUUGGUGGAGCUGGACCUGAGUGACAAUGCGUUUGGGCCUGAUGGUGUGCAAGGCUUCGAGGCCCUGCUCAAGAGCUCAGCCUGCUUCACCCUGCAUGAGCUCAAGCUCAACAACUGCGGCAUGGGCAUCGGCGGUGGCAAGAUCCUGGCUGCAGCUCUGAUCGAGUGUUACCGGAAAUCCAGUGCCCAAGGUAAGCCACUGACCCUGAAGGUCUUUGUGGCUGGCAGAAAUCGGCUGGAAAACGAUGGAGCCACUGCCUUGGCAGAAGCUUUUGGGAUCAUCGGGACUCUGGAGGAGGUCCACAUGCCACAGAAUGGGAUUAAUCACCCUGGUGUCACUGCCCUGGCCCAGGCUUUUGCCAUCAACCCCUUGCUGCGAGUUAUCAACCUGAAUGACAACACCUUCACUGAGAAGGGUGCGGUGGCCAUGGCAGAGACCCUGAAGACCUUGAGGCAGGUGGAGGUGAUCAAUUUUGGGGACUGCCUGGUGCGCUCCAAGGGUGCCGUUGCCAUUGCAGAUGCCAUCCGUGGGGGCCUACCCAAGCUGAAGGAGCUGAACCUGUCAUUCUGUGAGAUCAAGAGGGAUGCUGCACUGGCGGUUGCUGAGGCCAUGGCAGACAAGACCAAGCUGGAGAAGCUGGACCUCAACGGCAACACCCUUGGAGAAGAAGGCUGUGAGCAGCUUCAGGAGGUGCUGGAUGGUUUCCACAUGGCCAAGGUGCUGGCAUCCCUCAGUGAUGAUGAGGACGAGGAUGAAGAGGAAGCAGAGGAGGAAGAGGAAGGAGAUGAAGAGGAGGAGGAGGAGGAAGAAGAGGAGGAGGAGGAGGAGGAGGAAGAACCACAGCAGAGAGGGCAGGGAGAGGAGUCAACCACACCCUCAAGGAAGAUUCUGGACCCUAACAGCGGGGAGCCAGCUCCUGUGCUGACCUCCCCACCUCCUGCAGACGUCUCUACCUUCCUGGCCUUCCCCUCCCCAGAGAAGCUGCUACGCCUUGGGCCCAAGAGCUCCACAUUGAUAGCCCAGCAGACUGACACAUCUGACCCAGAAAAGGUGGUCUCUGCCUUCCUAAAGGUGUCAUCUGUGUUCAAGGACGAAGCCACAGUGAGGACGGCAGUGCAGGAUGCAGUCGAUGCCCUGAUGAAGAAGGCCUUCAGCUCACCCUCCUUCAACUCCAACGCCUUCCUUACCAGGCUCCUCGUGCACAUGGGUCUGCUCAAGAGUGAAGACAAGAUCAAGGCCAUCGCCAACCUGUAUGGCCCCCUGAUGGUGCUGAACCAUAUGGUGCAGCAGGACUACUUUCCCAAGGCCCUUGCACCCCUGCUGCUGGCGUUCAUGACCAAGCCCAACGGCGCCCUGGAAUCCUGUUCCUUUGCCCGCCACAAUCUGCUGCAGACGCUGUACAAGGUCUAAAUUUGAAGCUUUUCCCCAUCCCCUGGGGCACAAAUGGGAUGAACUGAGCUGCGGCCCACGUCCUUCUGUUGGACAGGACUCUGGCCAGAGGCAGGGAGAGUCUUUGUCUCGAGUGUCUUGUUGGUCUCCUGAGUAUAUGUGUUGGUGUGGUUCAUGUGCUUCCUGUCAGGAUUUGGGUUUUUAAUGUCUCCCUGCUGGCCUGACCCUGGUCUGCUGCAGGGAGUUGGCCUUGGGGGAAAGGGCUGUGAGCUGCUCUGCCAUUAAAACUCGCCACCAUCUGAGAGCGCUCCGCUGAUCUCUGCCCCUGAACGCCCCUGGCCACACUAGGGCCUGAGGAGUUGUCCACGUACUGUCCCCUCCCGCUGUGUUGUGGGUGGGCUGCUUCCGGUCACUAAGACCUGGUCCCAGUGACUGCCAUCCCGACAGCUGCUCAGCCUGAGGAGCAGAGAUUGCCCUGGGUGGGUUGUGGGGCUGUCAGCAGACGGCAGGCCCCUGGCCCCUGCACUGUAUGGACAGGCAGUCGUCACAUCCAGGAGCAUGAGUUGCCUGGACAGUGUUGGCUCCCAGACCCAGCAAGGGGCCCUCCUUGCUGCUGAGGAGAUUGUCUGCGACUGGCCUUGGGCCCAGCUGGAAGGGACACCUUGGCAGCCCAAACCUGUUCACCAGCCUGGGGAGGGAGGGGCUGGGCCCCUGAUGCCGGAGCUGCAUCUUACGGCUGCUCUCAAAGGACCCUCUGGGGUAUGGGAAAGGUGGGGACUAAAGGGCAGGAGAUGCCCCGUGACUGCCCUGUGCUUUCCCCUUUGUGCUCUGUGUGUGUCUGGGCUGUGCCCGGGGGGGUUCACAAAUAAAGUCAUGUGUGGCAGCA
This is a messenger RNA of Nycticebus coucang (slow loris), 2879 nucleotides long. RefSeq names its product Ran GTPase activating protein 1 (gene RANGAP1). Gene Ontology annotation, cellular component: cytosol; perinuclear region of cytoplasm; nucleus. Gene Ontology annotation, molecular function: GTPase activator activity; small GTPase binding. Bases 266 to 2014 code for a protein of 582 amino acids. Lineage: Eukaryota; Metazoa; Chordata; Mammalia; Primates; Lorisidae. Gene Ontology annotation, biological process: activation of GTPase activity; signal transduction; nucleocytoplasmic transport. The record is from RefSeq and is a predicted model, not a curated record. The transcript is spliced from 16 exons.